GCAGGUGCACGGGUUCAGUUGUCUGCUGGAAUUCUUGCGCGCUUGAUCGAACAUAGUGUGCGGGUGGAACUAUCAUCGCGCUGUGACCUGCUGUGCUCUGUGUGCCGCGUGUGUGAUUUGGUGCGUAUUUUGUGUUGCUGUGGCCAUUCCACGUGUCAUUACGCAGCUGUGAUAGAGUGUGCAACCUCAGGGUGGAACGUAAAUACCCGCUUCAAUAUGAAACUAAACCUGGCAACGACGUGGCUGCUGCUGGUGGCGUUCACAGUGAAUGAAGUGCGAGGGCAGCUGCGGUGCUACGUGUGUGAAAACUGUCCCGACCCGUUCGAGGGCACCUCGGCCCAGCUUCAGGCUUGUCCGGCGUCAGAAUCCACGACCACACAGAUGCCCCCGGGGGGUGAUACAACGAUCCUUACGCCACCGCCCCUUCCGACGGGCGAUGGUAGCGGUCAGCAGACGACGACGACGACGGUAGCAACGACCACGGAAGCGCCACCGACACCGAGCACGCCGGUGAUCACGCCACCGCCAGUGGUCGGUCGCCGAAAGCGUCAGACAGCAGCGACCGGAUAUCGUUGCUUCCGGAUUGAGCAUUCCAACACCGUUCGCCGGGGAUGCGCCGCCUACCUGGGCAACCAGGCCGACACCUGCCUGUCCGUGAACGGUGGCACCAAUCCUACCGGCUGUACGCUCUGCGACUGGGAAGGAUGUAACAGUGCGACCGGGCUGCGAGUAUCGCUGUUCGCGCUUCUGCUCGCUGUACUGCUGUCGGUCGUGCUGAAGCAGUAACGCCCCACAGAAGUAGCAGCCUUCGGCUCCCAACUCCCACCGCAAACCCCUCAGCAAAAGCUGUUCGACAGACAGCAACUACUCGGGGGUUUACUACUCACGGAUGGAUGGAGUCAGCUGAUCUUGAGGCACAAAUGGCAACUACCGUACCCAAGGACGGUACAUCGCUUUGCAUUAGGUUAUGUGACUAGGUUAAAUACAAAGGGCAGUCAGACGGCCAAAUAAACAGACAGUUUAAUCAUAACGA
Messenger RNA from Anopheles arabiensis, 1033 nucleotides. RefSeq lists its product as uncharacterized. Bases 217 to 786 code for a protein of 189 amino acids. The record is from RefSeq and is a predicted model, not a curated record. The transcript has 3 exons. NCBI's taxonomy places the organism in Eukaryota, Metazoa, Arthropoda, Insecta, Diptera, Culicidae.